This is a messenger RNA of Penaeus indicus, 1958 nucleotides long. Its product is annotated as pyridoxine/pyridoxamine 5'-phosphate oxidase-like. NCBI's taxonomy places the organism in Eukaryota, Metazoa, Arthropoda, Malacostraca, Decapoda, Penaeidae. Gene Ontology annotation, biological process: pyridoxine biosynthetic process; pyridoxal 5'-phosphate biosynthetic process. The coding region runs from base 248 to 1057 and encodes 269 amino acids. The record is from RefSeq and is a predicted model, not a curated record. Gene Ontology annotation, molecular function: pyridoxamine phosphate oxidase activity; FMN binding. The transcript has 7 exons.
CAAUCGUUAGGUAAUCACCGUUGCCAACGAUACCAGUGUUACCAAAGCGAAAUCCACCUACCCUAAAAUACAAAAGAAAUUAUAGUAUCUUAUCGCAAGACUAAAUAUCAAUGAAUAAUAAUAAUAGUGUAAAUAAGAUAAUAAAUCCUACAACCCACGGAUAUAACGUGAAAUAAAAGGACGCAGGACCCCAUAGCACUAUACACUACGGGCUCGUCUCCACACCUUGUCAGGAGAGCAUCGGGGAAUGUUGUUGAGGUGCCUUGCAAAUUGCAGGAAAAUGGCUCUUCUAGGGGAAAAUGUUGCAAGUGGUGCGAUUGCAAACGGUGUGAAGAACAUGUCUAUCGAUAUUGGAGGGAUGCGGAAACCUUAUAAAGGGAAGAAUGAAGCAUUUAUGGAAGAUGACUUAGUGGCCAAGGAACCUAUUGCACAGUUCAAGGCAUGGUUUGAAGAAGCAUGCAAUACACCAGGCAUUAUUGAAGCCAAUGCCAUGUGUAUUGCAACUGCUACAAAAGAAGGGAAACCAUCUGCUCGAAUGGUACUGCUGAAAGGCUAUGGGAAAGACGGAUUCAGGUUUUUCACCAAUUAUGGAAGCAGAAAGGGACAGGAGUUGAUAGAGAAUCCUUUUGCAAGUCUUGUAUUCUAUUGGUCAUACAAUGGUGAAGAUAGAUCUUGGUCAAGACAGGUUCGUGUUGAAGGAAACGUAGAACGUAUCAGUGAAAAGGAGUCGACAGAUUACUUCCAUUCCCGCCCUCGCAGUAGUCAGAUUGGAGCAUGCCUUAGCCCACAAAGUCAGGUCAUCGAAGGUCGCCACGUGCUGACGGAUAAAGAAAAGCAACUUCAAGACGAAUACAAAGAUGAAGAGAAAUCCAUUCCAAAACCAGAAAUAUGGGGUGGCUUUCGUGUGAUACCAGAAGUAAUUGAAUUUUGGCAAGGACAAACGACCCGCAUUCAUGACAGGAUCCGCUUCAGAAAAGCCAAAGCCGACGAAACCAUAGAUAAAGGCUUAACUCAUGAAGGAGAAGAUGGCUGGGUUUAUGAGAGACUGGCCCCAUAGAAACAUGAAAGACAGCAGAUGAAAGAGGCAUGAUCUCUCUCUCAGGCCAUAACUGUACUCCAUGAAAGAUAAAAUCGGUCACAGUGUACAAGAGGAUGCCAAAAAUCAGAGAUUUAUUUCAUAUGUAUUGUUGGUUCCAUUGUUGAUUUCAUUUAUGGGUUGAUUUGUUAUUUGUUGGUUAUUGUAAAAAGUGUGAAUAAAUGUGCUUUCUUUAUUCAGAACUUGAAAACUUGCAUAUCCAUCUAUUACACAUUUACACACCCAUGCUUAUAUGUAGACAGAUGUGAACACAGGUGCAUUUAUUGUUUAAAUAAAUAUGUAUUCCAGUCAAUACAUGAGGGUAUGCAUAUCCAAAGGUAUUUUUUUCUUCAUUAUCCCACAUCAAGGGAGGCACCAUCUGUCACAAAAAUAGGAAGGCAUGCGAGUCCAAAGGUGUUCACAGAUCAAUUGCCCGUUUAUUAGAUGUUUAGUUAAAAUUGCAUUGACAUGUUCACAUUAAUGUACUAUGAUCUCAUGACUAAUGCAUUGAUGUUGAAUAUAUUGACUUUGAUGUUAUAGAUGAAAGUUAGAAUGAACAAUAUAUUUAAUAAACACCUAUAACACCUUUGGCUCUGUAUGUCUUCAUAUUCUUAUGACAGUCAAUGGCUGGUGUCUUCAUUUUGAUGAGGGCUAAUGAAGAAAAAAAAGAGUAAGAAAAAGGAAAGAGUUAAAAAAAAAUGUAGGAGUUAGACAAGAGUAAAUGUGCGAGUGAAUAUUUUUAUUUCAUUUGACUUGUAUACAGUGUAUUUAGUCUAGUGGUAACCCAUACCAAUGUCUGGUAAGUCUUCCAUUAGGAUAUAAGGAUUAUACAACAGGGAAACUGUCAUGGGCAGUAAUAAAAGGACAUGCAAAAUUCUCCUCA